Molecule: messenger RNA, 1398 nt
Organism: Trypanosoma theileri
Lineage: Eukaryota; Euglenozoa; Kinetoplastea; Trypanosomatida; Trypanosomatidae
Product: putative amino acid transporter
Exons: 1
Coding region: 1-1398 (465 amino acids)
Biological process (GO): amino acid transmembrane transport
Molecular function (GO): amino acid transmembrane transporter activity
Source: RefSeq, a predicted model, not a curated record
AUGCCAAAGAGCACGACUGAAUUAAGAAACAUGCCCAUUGAUGACGGGCUUGACGAUGGAUUCGCUGGCAACAUCCCAAACGGAGAGUUGGGAACUAAAGCUGAUGUGUCUGUUGGAGAUGGGUCCUCGAGCCAAGCCAUGGAUGGUGUUGGGAAGCGUUCUUUCGUAAAACGAAUCGUUGGCAUUGUACCUUACGGGGGAAUGGUAUCCAAUGCCUUUAACCUCGCCAGUGCAACCCUUGGAGCUGGAAUUGUGGUACUACCAUCUGGAUUCCAUAAUUCCGGUAUCAUAGUUGCUGUGAUUCUCCUUGUAUUGUGUUGUGCAUUCACAAUAUAUUCAAUUCGACUGCUUGCACUCACCAAGGAUAAGACCGGUUUGCGUUCAUAUGAGGAGAUGGCACGCGGAUUGCUUGGUCGUGGCGUGGAUUAUUUCACGGCAUUGUUGAUGUUCGUCUUCUGUUUUGGAACUUGUGUUGGCUACGUCAUUUCUGUGGGUGACUUGUUGUCACCGUUGCUCAAUGCACCAUCAUCACCCAAGUUCCUUCAUACAGAUUCUGGAAAGCGAUUGAUUGUGAGCGCCGUUUGGUUUGUGGGAAUGUUUUCUCUUUCUCUUCCAAAGGAAAUUAAUUCCCUUCGGUACGCCUCUGUUGUUGGAGUCACACUGAUAGUCUUCUUCGUUAUCUGUAUGAUUGUUCACGCCGCCACUCAUGGAUUGAAGGGAGGGUUUUCAUCAGAUAUUCGAUUAUUUAACAGUGGAAUUGAGGCAAUAAAUGGUCUUUCUUUGUUCAUUUUCGCCUUUAUCUGUCAGGUGAACUGUUUUGAAAUCUACGAGGAGAUGCGAAACCCCUCGCCAAGGCGCAUGACGCGGGAUAGUUUACUGAGUAUGACAGGUGUUGGGAUUCUCUACUUUCUCGCUGGUUUCUUUGGCUACGCUGACUUUGGAGCCGGUGCUUCGGAAUCUGUUCUACGGUUGUAUUCUCCGCAGAGUGACGUAAUGAUGGCAAUUGCGUAUAUUGGUAUGGCUGUCAAACUCUGUGUGGGGUUCGCUAUUUGUAUUCAGCCAUCACGUGACGCUGUCUACUAUGUUUUGCACUGGGGAAAGACAUCAGAUGUACCAACGUGGCGCAAUCUUCUUGUCAGUGGCUUCCUCGCACUGGCCGCUCUUAUUCUUGGACUCUUCAUACCAAAUAUAAGCGUUGUGUUUGGCUUCUUGGGUGGGGUUUGCGGUGGUUUCCUGGCGUUUAUUUUUCCCGCACUAUUUCACAUGUACGCCGGAAACUGGUCGCUUGGGGAGGUGGGAUGGAUGAAUUUCAUCGCCACAUACUUGCUGCUUAUCAGUGGAGUUAUUGCAGCAGUCUUUGGUACUGCCGUGACGAUCUACGGUGAGGUUCGUGGAUAG